UGGGUGUGUAUUCCAUAUUUGGGUGCACUAAUAGUUCCAGAUAGAAAGGGAUUUGUUUUCACAGGUUCCCUAAAGACCCCGAGGUGUCCAAAGUAUGGAUUAAUGCAUGUAACAGAAGUGAUAGCAUUUAUGUUAAGGAUGCCAGGAUUUGUUCUGUCCAUUUCCGGACAGAAGAUUACGAAAGAAAUCUUCAACAUAAACUGCUACCACAACUUUACCAGAGAAGUUAUCACAGAUUAAAGAAAACCGCAGACCGCAGUUCCCCCUUCAAAUGUACCUGUUAAGGACGUAAAAUCAGAUGAUGAAGCCACCCCUAGCACAAUAUCAGGUCCUACUGAAGGAGUGCCCGAUUUCAACCUGGGAGAGGUACGGGUAUUAAUGCUUCAAGAGGAGGGUGUCCCUACCAACACCAGCUUUGCCAGGCUGCUGACACCUUUCCCAGAGCUCAAGGACUUCACCGUCUGCUAUAGGAUUCGCCUGAAGCGGUUCAGGGAAGAAUCCACCUUGAUGUCCUAUGCGAUUUCUGAUGAGAAAGACAAUGAGCUGAGGAUGGAUCACCGCCUGACUGGCUACAAGGUGUCACUGCAUAGCAUCUGGGCUGAGAGCGCUUUCCAGACACCACUGAGAUAUUGGGUACUCUUCUGUUUCCGAUUUAGUUAUACAACCGGCGACUGGGCCAUCUUUGUGAAUGGGGAGCUGAACUCAAAUGGAACAUUCCCUGUCACAGACAGCUUUCUUAUGGGUAAUGGGGUAUACAUCAUCGGACAAGAACAGGACACCCUUGGAGGCAGCUUUCAGAGGGACCAAAGCUAUAGUGGGGAAAUCACUGAUCUGAAUUUCUGGUCACGUGAUCUGGACCAGGAUCUCAUGAAGAUGAUAGCCAACUGCACAUAUGCUGAGGAAGGCGAUGCUCUACCAUGGUCAGGCCAGUCUUGGAAGAUAGAUGGUGAUGUCCGUUGGGUGACCUACUCUCAGAAGGAUAUUUGCAACAAAAAGACCAGAAGUCUGGUAUUCUUCCCGGAUCGCUUCCCCUUGAAGUCUGCACAACACCUUUGCCACAUUGUGGGAGGGGUCUUGGCUGUGCCACGUAACAAAGAAGAGAACGACUGGCUUUUCGACAUCUCCAAGAGUCGGGCUCAGUACUGCUCUGGGAAUGUUGGAGCAUCUUACCUGUGGCUGGGUGCUAAUGAUAUAAGCGAGGAAGGAAUCUGGAGGAAGUGGGAGUCAAAAUCUGUUCUUUCUUGGCAAAGCUUGUGGAGAGGAGAUAGACCAAAUGGUGGAAGUGAGGAGAACUGCCUUGUUAUGCUUGCUGGAAGUUUUCCGGCACGGUGGUCAGACAUUGCUUGCCUGGAAACUUACGCUUUUUGUGUUCCCUGCGAAUUUGAUAAACUGGCUAUAUUGUAUCUGAAAGGACCUGCUGUUUGCCCAGGAUCUCCAUUCAACUUACAGUAUAUCAUAGGGGAAAAUCGUGGCGGUCGACCCACCUUGCUUGGUUUUUUUCACUCUGAUAUAUUCUGGGAUAACGACUUGAAGGUGUGGAUGUUGCAGUCCAGGAAAGUGAACGAUAUGGCCUGGUGGAAGCCUCCUGAAGAAGGAGUGUACCCUUUUGGAACCCACUCUUGGACUUUGGGUUCUAAGGUUUGUAACAUGAUUGAGGGUGAGAGUGUUAACCUAACUAUAUCUGCCUGUGGCAAGGGGAAAUUCACGUGUGACGAUGGCUCUUGCAUUGACCUACAGCAUCGAUGUGACUUGAGGGUUGAUUGUGAAGACCAGAGUGACGAAGCAAGGUGCUCCUUGGUGGGCAUACCACCAGGCUACAGAACGACUAUUCCUCCUCCUCCAGCUGCUGACACCAACUCAUUGCCAAUUUUAUUAUAUGUCAACAUCAUCUCUUUUACAUCUAUAGAGACUGAGGCCCUCACUUUUAUGACUACAUUGGAGCUUAAGCUGAGAUGGCAAGAUACUAGACUCACUUACUUCAAUCUGAAAGAUGAUAGGUCCCUGAACGUGCUCUCACAGUCCUCCGUGGAAGGCAUUUGGAAGCCGAGGGUUUUUUUCAGUAAUGCACAAGGCAAUGUCUACACCAACUUAGGUGAGGGGUCCAGGAUAGAGUGUGUUCGUGAUGGGGAUUCAAUACCAGGGCCCCCUCAUCUUCCAGAGGAAGUGAACCUCUUCUCUGGAAGUGAAAACAGCUUAGAAAUGAGCCAACUGUAUGGAGUGACAUAUACGUGUGAUUUCAAUCUUCUCAUGUUUCCAUUUGAUGCUCAGGUUUGUGGCCUUCGAUUUACUUUAGUAUCUGCUACAACUUCGUACAUGCAGCUGAUAUCUGGGAAUGCUAGUUACACUGGACCACCCAAUCUUAUUGAGUACUCUAUAGGUGAGGUAAGCACAGAGACAAUUGAUGCGGGGGAGUUUUCAACUGUUGAAGUGCAAAUACGAUUCAGACGACGUUAUGGAUUUUACAUGCUUACUCUUUAUAUUCCUACUACAUUUCUGAUUAUAACUGCCUAUGCCACCUUUUUCUUCAAUCCAUAUGAUUUUAACUCAAGAAUUCAAGUGGCACUUACAUCACUCCUCGUCCUGUCUUCGUUAUACACUCAAACCUCAAACUCAUUGCCUAAAACAUCAUAUUUCAAGCUGGUUGACAUAUGGCUCUUCUUCUCUAUUGUUAUGAUCUUCAUUGUUGUUCUGCUGCAAACACUGAUUGACUUCUCAGAACAGGCUGAAUUUAAUGAAGACUCAUUCAUCUACAAACUCAUGAGAAGCAUAUUUGGGAUGAAGGAAAAAGAAUCCCAAGGUAUCCGCUCGGGUAAAACUCAGUCGGGGGUUAUCCGGGUAAAUGUCCAGGAGCAACAGGACUCUGCACGUGCGACUAAAGUGAAAACCAACUGCUGGGAGGAAAAGACUGAGCCUUCACUUGAUGCUUAUGGACAGUUUCCCUACGGAAGAGUUUUCUCUCCCAAAGUUAAUAUUUCCUUGCUUAUCAAGAGUAGGAUUUUAAUCCCUGCCAUCUUUUUCCUUUUUAAUGCUGUGUAUUGGGGAGCAACCAUAAGAUAUCUACAUACGUUGGAAGAGGACAAGAAAUUUCUGUAGAAUUGUUGGUGUGGUACAGCUGGAAAGUAUUUCAUAAUAGAUAAUCACAAUUGUAUAAUGACAUAAGAUUCAAUUGUGAAGUUGAAUUAAGUUUUGCCAUCAUUCAUUCCAUGUUUACAACACAACUACUACUACAUGCUUCUAUGGCCAGCUAGUUAGCAGUUCCAUGAAUGAAUAUCACUUCCUUGUGAGAAGAAAAGAUUGACAAAUGAAAAAUGUAGAUUACUGUUUUGUAAAAUGACCAAAAGUCAUUGAUGUCUUCAAUUACUGUACGUAUAUGCUCAAAUUUAAACAGUAAUACUGAAUACU
Messenger RNA from Macrobrachium nipponense, 3402 nucleotides. RefSeq lists its product as uncharacterized. Gene Ontology annotation, biological process: nervous system process; monoatomic ion transmembrane transport; regulation of membrane potential. Gene Ontology annotation, cellular component: neuron projection; plasma membrane; synapse. The transcript has 13 exons. NCBI's taxonomy places the organism in Eukaryota, Metazoa, Arthropoda, Malacostraca, Decapoda, Palaemonidae. Gene Ontology annotation, molecular function: neurotransmitter receptor activity; protein binding; extracellular ligand-gated monoatomic ion channel activity. The coding region runs from base 379 to 3093 and encodes 904 amino acids. The record is from RefSeq and is a predicted model, not a curated record.